Messenger RNA from Triplophysa rosa, 1775 nucleotides. It is a transcript of the gene rab27a, whose product is annotated as RAB27A, member RAS oncogene family. The transcript has 6 exons. Lineage: Eukaryota; Metazoa; Chordata; Actinopteri; Cypriniformes; Nemacheilidae. The record is from RefSeq and is a predicted model, not a curated record. Gene Ontology annotation, molecular function: GTPase activity; GTP binding. Gene Ontology annotation, cellular component: secretory granule; melanosome. Bases 189 to 857 code for a protein of 222 amino acids. Gene Ontology annotation, biological process: melanosome transport; positive regulation of exocytosis.
UUUCGUCACUGACUGCACGCACGGCCGCUACUGAAGCUUCAUGUGGGUGUGGGAGCAACUUUAACAAAGUCUCCACAAAGUCUCUUGUACGUCUCGUGUGCUUCAAUAUUUUAGAGAAAGACUUUACCUUCAAACAUCGUAAAAAAGACCUCCAUAACUCUUCUGGUGUUCUCUCUCUGGCUCUCAGUAUGUCUGAUGGGGACUAUGAUUACCUCAUUAAGUUUUUGGCUCUGGGGGACUCUGGGGUGGGAAAGACCAGUUUCCUUUACCAGUACACAGACAGCAAAUUCAACUCCAAGUUCAUCACCACAGUGGGAAUCGACUUCAGAGAGAAACGAGUGGUGUAUAAAUCUAACAGUCCUGAUGGCACAGCUGGGAGAGGUCAGAGAAUUCACAUCCAGCUGUGGGACACGGCCGGUCAGGAGAGGUUUCGCAGUUUGACCACAGCGUUCUUCAGGGACGCCAUGGGCUUUCUGUUGCUCUUUGACCUCACGAACGAGCAGAGCUUUCUUAAUGUCAGGAACUGGAUGAGUCAGCUGCAGACGCAUGCGUACUGUCAGAAUCCUGACAUUGUACUGUGUGGGAAUAAAUCUGAUCUGGAUGACCAGCGCGCUGUGAAAACUGAGAACGCACGAGAACUGGCUGAGAAAUACGGGGUGCCGUAUUUUGAGACGAGCGCCGCGAGCGGAGAGAACGUCAGUCACGCCGUUGAGGUUCUGCUGGAUCUCAUCAUGAAGCGAAUGGAGAGAUGCGUGGACAAAUCCUGGAUCCCGGACGGAACCGUCCGCAGCAACGGCCACAGCACCACCGAUCUCACAGAGCCGCGGGACCCCGAACAGAGCAAGUGUGCCUGCUAAUGAUGUCACUUCCUGCUAACGGUAAUAAAGCAGUGGAGCGUAAAUACUUUAUUAACCUCAAGGCUGGUUACCAGACGCCACAUUUUAGGGCUUUGCGAACAUAUUGCACCAAAUCUUUAAUCCAUAACCGUUCUUUGAUGUGUUGCUUGACCGUCUGUGUCUCUCACACACACACACCGAUGUAGUGUUUAAUACUAGACCUGCACAAACGCAUGCAGUGAAUAUCAUUGCUUCAUUGGGUCUGGUUUUUAUAUCUUUUUUUUUGACAGAAAUCUUUCGAAUCACUGUAUGGCGUCGUUAUUAUUUAGAUUAUACUUUGUUCAUUUCAUUCGCAAGUUCUUCGAAAGUAUGAUUUAAGAAUAAACCCAUGACAGACUAGACUAGACUAGUUGGUGGGUUUGUGCAGAAUUAAUAACAGCCACUUUAAUGCCACAUUUUUUUGAGUUUUCAAGUUUAAUGAGCACUUUUAAUUGUGUCGCUAUGUUAUCUUUAGUUGUGUAGAUGUCUCGACAAAAUAACUGUUUAGAUGUUGUAUGCAUAUGUAGAUUAGUGGUUAUCGUAUAUUGUACAUUUCUUUAGUCAUUCACCUGGUGUUGGUUGGGUUUUUUGUGCUUCUGGUCUCAUGUAACAGUGUUGAAUACUAUUAAGAAUCUUUAUCUGCAAACCAGACAUGUCAGAACAUUGAACAUGUUUAAACUUAAAAAGAAAAGGGGAUAUCAAGUGCAGACAGGUUUUGUUGAUUGUGUCUUAACAGUCUCAUUUGAAUGUUUGUCAUUUAAUGUGGAUCAUUUGGUUUAGUUUACAGAAUAAAUCCCAACGUGCUUUAUUCUACUGUGGUGCCUUGACCACUGCGCCAUUGCCAAACACUGUCUCUUGUGCCAAAUACUGUAAUUGAGAAAAUAAAUAUUUUAUUUAUUA